AUGGCGACCUCGAAGAAGAUCACGCAGAGACUGACCCGCGAGAGCUUCAAGCAGUGGCUCCAGGGCCUCGACGCCUUCCUCUUCGACUGCGAUGGAGUGCUGUGGCGUGGAGCCGCCCCGAUCGAGGGCGCUGCCAACAUGAUCAGCCUCCUGCGCUCGCUCAACAAGCGCGUGGUGUUUGUGACCAACAACGCCACCAACAGCCGUGCCACCUACGUCAAGAAGCUUGCUUCGCAGGGCAUCACCGCUGUUGAGGCCGACAUCGUCACCUCGGCGUGGGCGACCGUGCAGUACAUGAAGCAACACAAGAUCGAGGGCAAGGUCUACAUGGUGGGCGAGGCCGGUCUCCAGACGGAGCUGGAGCUGGAGGGCUACCAGGUCAGCGGCAUGGAGCACAGCGACAUCAAGGGCCUGCCGCACGUGCCGGAAAUCGACAUGGAGACCAAUGCGGUUGUCUGCGGCCUGGACCGGUACUUCUCGUACUACAAGAUGGCCUACGCCACGGCCUGCGUCCGUCAGAUCCCGGGCUGCCACUUCAUUGGCACCAACCCUGACCAGACGUUCCCGACGGACGGUGCUAUCAUCCCUGGUGGUGGCUCCCUUGUGCACAUGCUGGAGUGCGCCAUCGGCCACCCCCCUGAGGCCGUGUGUGGCAAGCCUUCGCAGGACCUGCUGCAGACUAUUCUUGCCACGUACAACCUGGACCCCUCACGCACGUGCAUGGUUGGUGACCGCCUCUCCACGGACAUCGAGUUCGGCAACGCCGGUGGCCUGAACACGUUGCUGGUGCUGACUGGAGUCACGCACGGGUCGGAGCUGGGCAGCAUCGAAAACGUUCACCACGUGCCUGACCACUACAUUGACUCGGUUGAUGUUAUCAACCAGCUCCACGCCGAGACGCUCGAGAACUAAAGUGGCCGCUCACGUGAUGUGAUGAGCUCGCGCGAUCAGUUCGAUUAGCGUAGGAUAGGAGUUUGAUCA
This is a messenger RNA of Phytophthora sojae, 981 nucleotides long. RefSeq lists its product as hypothetical. Gene Ontology annotation, molecular function: phosphatase activity. The record is from RefSeq and is a predicted model, not a curated record. NCBI's taxonomy places the organism in Eukaryota, Oomycota, Peronosporomycetes, Peronosporales, Peronosporaceae. The transcript has 9 exons. Bases 1 to 912 code for a protein of 303 amino acids.